AAGCUUAUCAAUUCCUCCGAGUUGCCCAUAAGCUGCCCUGAUUAUCACUCUGACGGCCCGAAACCUCUCAUACGAUACAUACUACAUACGGUGUCUUGUCUCCGUGCCAGCCAUGCGUGAUCCUCGCAUAUAUCUAACGCGCAGCAAAAGUUGCAGCGAGAGAAAUAGAAACAAAGACGAACCUUUCAGAGUUCUUUUUCAAAACUUACGUUCUCUAUCCCCGGCUCUCGUCCCCCCAUCAACUCGGACCUAGGAUAUCCUAGUCAACUAGUUGCUCGACAAACCGCUGGUUAAUAAUUCUGUCAGAUGGCUACACAACGCCAGCAAAAACUUAUUGUUCUCCUCCUCGCUCUACUGUGUAUCGUGCUACCCAUUCAUGCUCGCUCUGCUUCGAACACUCCUCAUCUCGCAGAUCCUUUUGCGGACCCAAAGCAUGACCCAUAUAAUCCGCUAAAGUACAUAGCCUCCAAUACGCUGACGGCGAUUGCGUUCACGCUUGUUAUGGUAGUGGCCCUUACGCAAUCGUAUUGGACGUAUCGCUUCGGUGCAAAGUGGAUGUUAUCAAUGGUAAUUGGGGAAUACACCUUCGCACUUGGCAUCGGAACUCGCUUCGGGUUGCAUUACCAUCCAGACUCUGAACCAAUAUACAUAAUAGAGUAUCUUUUCGUGGUUUUAUCGCCUUGCGCAUUCAUAGCGGCGAAUUAUGUCCUCUUAGGCCGUAUGGCUCGUCAUACCGGGUGUUCGAAACACCUACUCAUCCCCGCCAACAGGAUCACAAAGAUAUUUGUCGCAUCAGAUGUGACAACGUUUUUAAUCCAGGCUGCUGGUGGAGGGCUGUUAGUAUCCACAAAUCCAUCAACGGCUUUGACAGGAUCACACAUAUUCCUAGCAGGCCUAGUCCUGCAACUCGUAUCGUUCUUUUCGUUUAGCUGUCUUUUCUGUUUUUACAUAUACCGAGUGUACACAAGUGAACCUGAAGUGUGGACGCGUGACACCAAGGGGGUAGCGAAGAAGCCAUGGUUCAGGGACUGGCGUACGUUGGCAGGCGCACUGGGACUUAGUUGCAUCGGGAUACUUAUCCGUUCUGUUUACCGUGUCGCCGAGCUUUCGCAAGGGUUCCAGGGGUAUCUCGCCACCACAGAGGCGUUCUUCUAUGGGCUGGAUACGCUACCUCUUUUCAUCGCGAUUUCUGUGUACGUGCCAUUUUGGCCCGCGUUCUUCAUUCCUCCAGUACAGAGAACGGAGGUAGAAGUGAGCAAGGAAGCAGAAAGGGAUAGCACAGAGGGAGUUUAGCGGGCUGCGACCUAGACGUGGUGGCAUCAUAGGGGAUAACGGGCCGCUUUUAUUGGGCGCCAAGUGUUUGGGUGCUUUCUUUUACUUUCACGAUUCAUGAUUAAUGAGCAAUCCUGCAUGCUACUGUAAGGCUUGUUUACAAAUGGACAUAUACAGGUGUAGAAUACGAUACUGUAAAUUGAAAACGAUAUAGAAGACGUGUCACAGAGUUGCU
This is a messenger RNA of Serpula lacrymans var. lacrymans S7.9, 1507 nucleotides long. RefSeq lists its product as uncharacterized. The transcript has 7 exons. The coding region runs from base 307 to 1293 and encodes 328 amino acids. NCBI's taxonomy places the organism in Eukaryota, Fungi, Basidiomycota, Agaricomycetes, Boletales, Serpulaceae. The record is from RefSeq and is a predicted model, not a curated record. Gene Ontology annotation, cellular component: fungal-type vacuole; plasma membrane.